CACACUCAAGCUCACACACACUCACACUAUAGGAAUUACACACAAUGCUAUGACUCCAUACCCCAUGGUACCACAAUACCUGAGUGUUACAGAGGCAGCACUCUCAGCCCUGCAAGCACAAUGGACUGAAGCAGACCUCAAACAGAACCAGCAAAACAUCCUAUGGUUCUGUUCAGCUGCGACCUCUGCCUGGUGAGAGCAAACAGGCCUCCGUCUCCAGUCAAUGUGACAGUAACACAUCUAAAGGCCAACUCAGCCACUGUCACCUGGGAUGUGCCUGAAGGAGAUAUUAUCAUUGGAUAUGCAAUCUCUCAGCAGAGACAAGAUGGACAGAUUCACAGGUUCAUACGAGAGGUGAACACGACCAAUCGGGCCUGUGUGUUGUGGGACCUGGAGGAGGACACGGACUACAUCAUCCAAGUGCAGUCUAUUGGGCUGUACAGCGAGAGCCAGGCCAGCAAGCGCAUCCACUUCCGCACCCUGAAGGAGACAGACAAAGUGCCCUCCAACAGCUCCAAUCAGGGGGACAUCACAGUCCAAGGGGUGGACAAGGAACGGCAGCUGGAAACCGGGGAGAUUAUCAUCAUUGUGGCUGUGCUGCUUAUGUGGGCAGCUGUCAUUGCCCUCUUCUGCCGGCAGUAUGAUAUCAUUAAAGACAAUGAUUCCAACAACAACAAAGAGAAGACAAAACCGUCAUCGGAACAGAGCACUCCGGAGCGGCAGACAGGGGGAUUACUGCGGAAGAAGAAGACACCCUCGGUCAACAUCAUAGAAGUAUAGCGCAUCUGCGUCCAGGCCUUGAGCCCCAACUGGUCCCACGGUGUCCUGGACUCAGGGCCUCCACUGGACGAAACGCACAAGAGCGCCGGUCACUUCGUAUAGCAAUACCACUAAACUCCGCUACCGGCAGGGUUUACUCAAGGGCUCACCCCGUUCACUGUAAUUACCUAUAAAGAGAACUCAUCGACUGUACGGUCUGUGUAUGACUAAAGAAACAUGAACUCUCUUUAAAGCCUUGAAUGUCACGGAAUGGCAUUUAGAGAAUGGUCAGGGCAGAUAUGGUGGUUGUCCAUUAUUAUGAAAUGUGUGUGGAAGUUAACAAAGAUCAUGAGAUCAUCGAACAGAUCCAAGCUAAGUGAUAGUCCGUGUUCUGGAGGUUCUAGGCAUCUCAGGAGUAUGGUGGGAAUCUCCAAGUCAUGUUCCAUUCACAAGUGGACUGGGGAAGAUCUUAGCAAAGACUUGAGGCUCUCUGUAAGUGUUCUGCUCUGUAACAAUUAACCCUAAUUAGCAGAUUCCACGAUGGUGAGGUCUCCCUGUUGACCAUUCACCAUCCCAGAGAUGUUCUACUCAUGAUGUGGUUCCUCUCGCCAUGGAGACCUGCAGUGCGGGUGUAACGUUGCCAAUGCUCUCGCUUUCACACGAUCUCUAUAGUUUUAUAUUGCCUCUGCUAUUAAUGCCAUUUCACGUUGCCCUUACUGUGUGUGCUUUAUUUUCUAAUAUAGUGAUGGUUAACGGUCUCUCUCGGUGAGAGAGAGAACACUCUCUCCUUAUGGAACAUAUUGAAUGUGGUCGAUGGAUACAGUGCAACAGUGUUCUCUAGCAUAGAAACAGUGACUGAUGUAUCUAGAUUUUGUUCUUCAUAAUUAAAAAGAAGGUCUGUGUCCUGUUAUGGAUAGAAAGUU
This is a messenger RNA of Xenopus tropicalis (tropical clawed frog), 1682 nucleotides long. It is a transcript of the gene fndc4, whose product is annotated as fibronectin type III domain containing 4. The record is from RefSeq and is marked provisional. NCBI's taxonomy places the organism in Eukaryota, Metazoa, Chordata, Amphibia, Anura, Pipidae. Gene Ontology annotation, cellular component: membrane; extracellular region.